AUGGGUCCCACCAUCAAGCUGAGCAGCGGCUACGAGAUGCCCCAGGUGGGCUUCGGCCUGUGGAAGGUCGACAACGCCAUCUGCGCCGACACUGUCUACACUGCCAUCAAGGCCGGUUAUAGGUUAUUCGAUGGAGCUUGCGACUACGGCAACGAGAAGGAGUGCGGCGAGGGCGUGGCGCGCGCGAUCAAGGAGGGCCUGGUGACGCGGGAGGAGCUCUUCAUCACGUCGAAGCUGUGGCCGGUGUUCCAGGACGGCGACCAGGUGGAGCCGGCGUGCCGGCGGUCGCUGGCCGACUGGGGGCUCGAGUACUUCGACCUGUACCUGAUCCACUUCCCGGGCGCGCUCAAGUACGUCGACCCGGCGGUGCGGUACCCGCCCGGGUGGCACUUCGACGGCGAGGACCAGAUCGUGCGGUCGAGCACGCCGACGCACGUCACCUGGGCCGCCAUGGAGGCGCUCGUCGGCAAGGGCCUCGCCCGCUCCAUCGGCGUGUCCAACUUCCAGGCCCAGCUGCUCUACGACGUGCUCCGCUACGCCAAGGUGCCCCCCGCCGCGCUCCAGAUCGAGCACCACCCCUACCUCGUCCAGCGCGAGCUGCUCGCGCUCGCCCGCGCCGAGGGCGUCGCCGUCACCGCCUACUCCUCCUUCGGCCCCGCCUCCUUCCUCGAGUUCGGCUUCAAGCACGCCGAGGCCCUCGUGCCCCUCGUCGAAGACCCCCUCAUCAGCGCCGUCGCCGCCAAGUACGGCAAGCAGCCCGCCCAGAUCCUCCUCCGCUGGGCCACCCAGCGCGGCCUCGCCGUCAUCCCCAAGACCACCCGCCUCGAGCUCAUGCUCCAGAACCUCGACAGCACCGGCUUCGACCUCGACCAGGCCGACCUCGACAGCAUCACCGCUAAGGACGCUGGCAUCCGCUUCAACCAGCCCUCGAACUACUUCUCCACGGAUAAGAUGUGGAUCUUUGGUUAG
Messenger RNA from Durotheca rogersii, 969 nucleotides. RefSeq names its product Aldo/keto reductase. The transcript is spliced from 3 exons. NCBI's taxonomy places the organism in Eukaryota, Fungi, Ascomycota, Sordariomycetes, Xylariales, Xylariaceae. The record is from RefSeq and is a predicted model, not a curated record. The coding region runs from base 1 to 969 and encodes 322 amino acids. Gene Ontology annotation, cellular component: cytosol. Gene Ontology annotation, molecular function: aldose reductase (NADPH) activity.